GAAGGACAGAAGUGGGUCUCUAGGGUUUGCAAUGGCAUUAGUAUUUAAUUUUUUUUUUAAAAACCGCCGACCUCAAAUCAUCAAGCAAUGGCAGAUUUCCGCGCUAGUUCCUCACAAUGGUCCUCAGAAACUCUUUACAGAGACUGUCGAAUAUUGGUCAAGUUUUUCGAAUAUUGUGAAGAAGCGGUUAAGGUGAUCCGCACGAAAGAUGAAAAAGCCAUUAUUAACAAGAUUUGCUCCCAAAUUUCUUGGGAGUCAUUGGACACCGAAUUGAACUUCUUAGAAAGGGAAUGGAUAUCAAAGAAUAGGACGAAGUUUGCUUAUAAUCAGUUGUCCAAGCUUAAGUGUCUUGAAAUAGUUGAUAUGAAGGAGAAGGUUGCUGUUGAGAUAGAAGAACAACGCGAUCCUAUUGUGUCGGAUGUUGAGGUUAUUCUAAAGGCGGAGCCUGACACUCUAAUUGCAAAACUCAAAGAAUUUCUUGGACUUUAUAAUAAGGAAAAUGAAAUACAAUCAGCUUGUUUGCCCAACUCAGUUAUUGCUGCUGUCCAAACUAUGGGAUGUUUACCAUUAUCAUAUACUGGUUUGUCCCUCAAAGAACUGUCGAAAGGUAAAGAGGCUGAAAAGGUUUCGGAUUAUCUUUUGCAGGCUAAGUGGCUCAUCAAUAGAAUUCAUUCUAUUCACCGUAUUGAAAUUCCAAAAAAAGAGCUGUUAGAGAAGAUAUUUUCAGGUGAAGUUGAAGAGUUACUACAAUUAUUCCAGAAAGUAGCUCCACAAUGUAUUUCUGAAAAGAAGAUACAAAAGGAGUCCAUCUUGAACAUUAAUAGGAACUUCGAUUCCAAAUUGAUACUUGAAAGGAGUAAAAGUUUGGAUUUUGAGACGCAACAGAUGAUUUCCAGCCUGCAUACUUGGAUUGAGUCAACAAGUCGUACUCAAAUCACCCGAAAGGAGUUUAUACAAAAUAUAACUUGGAGUGAUCUCUAUUCUGUACACAGAAGGAAUGUUGAAGAUCUUCUAGAAUUGGUACUUUUGCUUGUCCCCACAUGGAUUUGGGAAGAAGUGAAAAAUAAUAAAGUAAUCUAUAGGAUUGAUAGAGAUAUAACUCUUGAGUCAGUCUCCUGGAUUGAAACAGCUUAAAUUAGCAAUGGAACAACUGGGUGCACCUGUAUUGAUUCGAAAUAGAGCUGAGUGCCUGCAAGUUCUUAGAAACUCUUUACAUAUGUGAUUAAGCGAGAACCACUAUAUCAGGUGGCUAAAUAUAGAUAUUGCCUGGACAUCAUAUUCAGAGUUAGUUUCAUUACUUCGGCAUCAUCACUGCCAGCAGUUAGGAGUGCUUAGGUGGGGCUGGCAUAACUGAGGCAGGACACAUCGUGCACCGCUCCAUUUAGACAAGCGCUGACUGCGCAUCAGGGGCAAAAGAGAUGUUGGAGUAACAGUCCGUGUUAAAAUGACAAUGGUGAAUAAACUAAAGGCCAAGUACUAGUCUUGUUGAUAAAGUUCAUAAGAGAACAUAUCUGAAGUUGGGAGCAACAUAUUGUAAUAACCGAGUUUUGUCUUCUUUAAUCAAAGUGAAAUUGUGGCAGA
Rosa rugosa (rugosa rose) is the source of this 1581-nucleotide messenger RNA. RefSeq lists its product as uncharacterized. NCBI's taxonomy places the organism in Eukaryota, Viridiplantae, Streptophyta, Magnoliopsida, Rosales, Rosaceae. The record is from RefSeq and is a predicted model, not a curated record. Gene Ontology annotation, biological process: mitotic cell cycle; DNA replication preinitiation complex assembly; DNA replication checkpoint signaling. The transcript has 13 exons. Gene Ontology annotation, cellular component: nucleus. Gene Ontology annotation, molecular function: DNA binding; DNA polymerase binding. Bases 88 to 1134 code for a protein of 348 amino acids.